Oncorhynchus gorbuscha (pink salmon) is the source of this 735-nucleotide messenger RNA. Its product is annotated as feline leukemia virus subgroup C receptor-related protein 2-like. Gene Ontology annotation, biological process: heme export. The coding region runs from base 1 to 735 and encodes 244 amino acids. The record is from RefSeq and is a predicted model, not a curated record. Gene Ontology annotation, cellular component: membrane. Lineage: Eukaryota; Metazoa; Chordata; Actinopteri; Salmoniformes; Salmonidae. Gene Ontology annotation, molecular function: heme transmembrane transporter activity; heme binding. The transcript has 8 exons.
AUGCCUGGAGGGCUAGAGGCGGUAUGCCUGGAGGGCUGUAUGCCUGGAGGGCAGAGGCGGUAUGCCUGGAGGGCUAGAGGCGGACUGAACGUGGGCUGUUUCUAUGCUGUUGGCACACUACUGAACCGCAUGAUCAUCGAGCAUUACCCUGGUGAAGAGUUGAAUGCAGGGAGGAUAGGUCUCACCAUCGUUAUCGCUGGCAUGGUGGGAUCACUGAUCUGUGGCAUCUGGUUGGACAGAACCAAAACAUACAAACAGACUACCCUGGCUGUCUACCUCAUGUCCUUCGUAGGGAUGUUGGUCUACGCCUUCACCCUCAGUCUGGGUCACCUCUGGGUAGUCUUCCUCACCGCUGGAGCUCUGGGGUUCUUCAUGACAGGCUACCUGCCCCUGGGCUUUGAGUUUGGUGUGGAGCUAACCUACCCCGAGUGUGAAGGCACCUCUUCAGGCCUGCUCAACUGCUCUGCACAGGUGUUUGGUAUCAUCUUCACUAUCUGCCAGGGGAAGAUAACAGAUAACUACGGGACGCUGGCAGGAAACAUCUUCCUCUGUGUCUUCCUCUUCAUCGGAUCAGUCCUUACAGGCUUCAUCAAGUCAGACCUGCAGAGACAGAAGGCUAACCAGUUGGCCAAGGCAGCUGAGGACGGACUGCUCUCUGGACAGCAGCAGGGCUUUCUGGGGCCACGGUUUCUUAAUCAGAGACUGGACAGCCCUUCUGAUUCUUCUCAGACUUGA